Synchiropus splendidus (mandarinfish) is the source of this 4521-nucleotide messenger RNA. RefSeq lists its product as uncharacterized. The record is from RefSeq and is a predicted model, not a curated record. The transcript has 9 exons. The coding region runs from base 372 to 2435 and encodes 687 amino acids. Gene Ontology annotation, biological process: regulation of transcription by RNA polymerase II. Gene Ontology annotation, cellular component: nucleus; aryl hydrocarbon receptor complex. NCBI's taxonomy places the organism in Eukaryota, Metazoa, Chordata, Actinopteri, Syngnathiformes, Callionymidae. Gene Ontology annotation, molecular function: transcription cis-regulatory region binding; protein dimerization activity; nuclear receptor activity.
AGAGUUGCGUGCGAAGAGCUCGACAUGUCAUUCAGUGGAAUCCGCCACCUGAAACGCGAGGAAGUGAAGGCGACUCAUUUGAGUAUAAAGCAUCAGCGGCCAACAUCUGCCCCGAGCAGCGCAGCGCUGAUGAAAACAUCAGCUCCCAGCAACUCUCUCAUUUAUCUCAUUUCGCGUGGAUUUAUUACUGGGCUUUUUUUUUAUUUCGAGUGGGCGCUCGUGGAGAGGCAUCUUUUGUUUUUUUUUGUUUUGCUUUUUUUUUUUGGUCUUGUUUCUGCACUUAAUGUGAUUCAACAAACGACACUAUACUGGAAUUAACCGCCACCCACAGGACGACAGGAGCACCUGUUACCUCCACGGAGCGCAGGAUCAUGAUUCCUCCUGGAGACUGCAUGUAUGCGGGCAGGAAGAGGAGGAAGCCCAUCCAGAAACAGAAGCCGUCCUCUGCCAAUGAGAAGACCAACCCGUCCAAGCGGCACAGAGACCGGUUGAACGCAGAGCUGGACCGGCUGGCCAGCCUGCUGCCAUUCCCCCCGGACGUCAUCUCAAAACUGGACAAGCUCUCUGUGCUGCGUCUGGCAGUGUCCUACCUCCGAGUCAAAAGCUUCUUCCAAGCGACCCAGGACAAGCCGUCCAGAAAGCACACCAUCAACCUUCCAGCGUCCAACCCUGAGUCCAGGAAAGACAGCCUCUCGGUGGGCAACUCAGUCAACGAGAGCGGCCUCCUGCUGGAGUCUCUGACAGGGUUCGCCUUAGUCGUGAGCAGCGACGGGAUGGUGUUCUACGCUUCUUCAACCAUUGUGGAUUAUCUGGGAUUCCAUCAGACUGACGUGAUGCACCAGAACGUCUUUGACUACAUCCACAUCGAUGACCGGCAGGAGUUCAGACGUCAGCUCCAUUGGGCCAUGUGUCCCCCACCACAUCAGGGGACCUCAGCUCACCAGGAGAACCAGAUUUCUGCAGGGACUGGCGAGGACUUUGUCGUCAGCAGCCUCUUCCACUCUCCUGAGGCUGGAGGAAUCCCUCCAGAACUCUCCUCCUUCCUCAACAGAUGCUUCAUUGCCAGAGUCCGAUGCCUCCUGGACAGCACCUCUGGAUUCCUGACGAUGCAGUUCCAGGGCCGGCUGAAGUUCCUGCACGGCCAGAAGAAGAAGUCGGCCUCCGGUGCUCUGAUGCCUCCGCAGCUGGCUCUCUUUUGCAUCGCGGUUCCUCUGCUGCUUCCCUCCAUCACUGACAUGAAGAUGAAGAACAUGCUGAUGAGGGGGAAGACUAAAGGAGGAGGAAUCAUCUCAACACUGGAGCAUGGCGGCGAGCGUGGGGAACACCUGCGUCGACACUCUUUCAGCGGGGAUGUUGGGGAUCCUCUCCUCCUCUCGUGCCCCACUCCUGGAGUCACCCAGCGGGGAAACCACACUCCCUGGACCCCCUUCUCCAAAGACAACCUCAAGUAUCGCCCUGAGGGCUACUACAACCAGGAGGAGCCGCUUAACUAUUGCAAGUCCUCCAUGGUUCCUCAUAAAGGUCUCAGUCCAGGUUUGGGUGGUGGCUGGCCCCUGCGACCCAACUCUGGGCCCCUCAGGUCAGGCCAGGGGGUGGGUUACGUCCCAAAUAACCGUUUAAACAAGGCCGGCCAGUACGGCAAACCCUACCGUCUGUCGCCCGGCUGUCACACUGGCCGGAAUGGUGAGGUGUUCGUCUCCAAGCUCUACGGAAACCUCCAGAUCCCCUCAGACCCCGACGCCUACUGCGUGGACUUGGUGAAGAGUGAGAAUGGCUACGGGGAAUGCUACGAAGGCCACCUGAUGCCGGAGAUGCCGCCUAUCAAGGUGGAGCACGACUCGGACUCGGAGAACGGCUGCGACCCCUACGGACGACCCUGGUCUUGCCGCGACCCAGAAGCGAUGGAGCGGCGCUACGCUAACGGAGUCUACGAUCAGAGUGGCGGCCUCCAGCUCAAAUCCGAGACCGACUACUACGACCUGCAGUACUCGCCAUGUCAGCGAGGGAAAGCCGGCAUCAGCCCGCCGUACAACAAUUAUCAGAACUAUGCGGUGAAUCACAGUGGGCGGUUGCUCAAGUGCGACAAAGACUUGGGCAACAAUAACAACGACGACAACAACCAGUUCAGCCCCCAGAGACUCUCGCACACUGACUCUCUAUGCAACAACCAGCCGGUCAACCUCAUGGACUCGCACGUGUAUCCGCAGGAGCACCACAAGGCCUACAUGCACCAGGACUACAACAAGCACGGCACUUAUGAGUUCAAAGGUCAUGGGCUCAUUCAUUCUAUCAAGAGGGAGCCCAUGGACUCGCCCCCCUGGUCUGAGGGGGGUCACGAUGUGAGUCAGCCCAUGAUGGGGGGUCAAAGGAACGUUAUGCCGUGUGUUAUGAGCACUGGACACCACAAAUCCGGACCCUACAUUUACAUGCCGUGAAUACCCCCCCACUUGUUUUCAGCCACCCUCACUACCAACACACACACACACACACACACACACACACACACACACACACACACACACACACACACACACACACACACACACACACACACAGACACACACACACACGGAUCUGUGUGUAUUUAAAUGUUCAGCAACAGUGUUCUCAAACACACGCACCAGCAUCACACAGAGACGGUCGGAUGGCAUCGAGGAGGUCGACAUAAGGGGUCGCCAAACUCAGGUUCUAGUAUUAGUGUCGUGACAAUCAAAAAUAAUAGUUUUGAUCCAAUUAAUGGUCCGACUUUUGUUUUCAAUGAUUUAUUUUUGUAGUUGUUCCAAGCACUUUUGGAUUUAGUGACAUAAAUGAUGUCUAGAAACACUCUUUUUGUUUUCGUUCAAUGUGUUGUGAACACCUUGCUUUUGUGGAAGAGAAACAAAGGUUUUUGCUGUUAAAAAAAAAAAAAAAAAAAAAAAAAAAGACUUUUGCAAAAUAUUGUACACAGGAGAUGACGCACACGUGUUACAGAGCUUCUUCAUUUCUGAUCAACCACACAGGAUUGAGACUCAUCGCUUCACAAUGAAACCUUUUUGUGGCUUAAACACGCGCCCCGCUUCUUCCACGACUACCUCCUGUACAAAUGUGUAGUGGUGCACUUGCAGACGACAAUCGAAAAAAAAAAAAAAACUCUCAAUAGCUUCACUUAACCAAAAGGGGAAUGGAACAUUACAAAAAUUGGAAAAAAAAAAAAAUGAAAAAGUUCAUUAUUCAUUGGAAGAUGCUUUUCAGUUUUGGAUCAACCCAGUUGGGUUGUUCUCUGUUGUAUUUUUCAAAAUUAAAAGCAUAAAAUAAAUGUGUUCACUGUUUACAUACAGUUUAGAAUAAGAAGGGCUAAAUCCACAUAAAAGGAGGGGCGGACAUCAGAUGGUUACAUUUAACAUGAGAUGUUCAGAGGCAGUUUUUAAUCCUUUGUUACAAACCAUGUCAAAAAGAUUUUCUGGCAAAUACAUGUGGAUAUCAUCGGCAUAGAGCUCACAGCAAUGCUGACCAGAACAUUCUACACAAAUUUCAUUGGCGCUCAUUCAUCUUCAUUUCAUUCAUUAAAGUGAGUCAAUGUUUUGACUUCACAAAAGCAGGGAUGGUGUUUCAUCUUCCAGUAAACGAAGAGAGAGGUAUAUCUCCCUCUCUGAUCAGGACUUCAGGAAAUCACAGUUUUGGGAUAAAAGGUGGAAUUUCGGAAACAUAUUUGGCAACAGCAUUUGACCUCUGAUGCAUGCUACGAUAGGAACCCCAAACAAAAAGACAAUCACCGUUUCCAUUUUGACCUUAAAAUGAAAGGCAAAAACACUUAAGUACAAAUGAUGAUGUUUUAUGUUGUCGCUUGGUGAAAUUGAUGUUGUACAGAUCGGAUUGUUGAAAACAAACAUUUCUUUGUCAUUGUCAUCACUGGCUCUCAAUUGAAUUUGCACAAUAUACUUAGAAAAAAAAAAAAGCACCAAAAUGAGUCUCAGUUCUGUGGAGCUACUGUGGUAGUUACCGAAAUUGCACUACUGGGACUAGAUCAGAGGAAACCGAACCCCGACACGCACAACUGUUCAUGUGUCACUGUUUUCAAUUUGUCGUUUUUCUUCUUUGUGUGUUCAUUUCAAUAAAUGUUUGAUGAGUCAUAUUUAUUGUAAGAGGCAAAAGUGUGUAAUUUAAAGAAACCGCAGUCAUAUGAAGGCUUUUAUUUUACAAAACGGAAAUGGCUUUUUGGUUCUUGUUACCUUUUUAUUUUGAUAAAGCGAAGGUUGAGGAAGGAGGCAGCAGCAGCAGCAGCGAGGAGGUGUAAAUACGACGUGUCUCCCCGUGUUUCUACAUGUUUUUGCAAAUGGGACUUGUCUAUUCAUUAAAAGAUGUUUCUUUGUAUGGAAGCACGGAUAUGUUGUCGACGUUUCUUUCGCUGUUGAAGAGUUGAUAAAUAAAUUAGGCCAUUACUGCCAGAUGGCUGACUAAGCUGCAUAAAUCGAUCAAUUAAUAAACCAAUUUAAGUCACCAGGCGGUACGACUUAGUAAUUAAAAAGCAACAACGGGCAGGCA